This is a messenger RNA of Aspergillus aculeatinus CBS 121060, 1906 nucleotides long. RefSeq lists its product as uncharacterized. NCBI's taxonomy places the organism in Eukaryota, Fungi, Ascomycota, Eurotiomycetes, Eurotiales, Aspergillaceae. The record is from RefSeq and is a predicted model, not a curated record. Bases 1 to 1827 code for a protein of 608 amino acids. The transcript is spliced from 5 exons.
AUGACCACGCAUGACUGGCCUCCUGGCGAUCAUCUCCCCGAACCCCCAGAGAUCUUUGCUGAGCGGAUAUGGUCAAGUCUUCUCUCUCAUGCAGCAGCUCGAACCACGAAUCAUGCGGAUACAAAUCGAGCGCAACCGGAGUCCCAAGACAAAGACGAGGCUGAAAAGAGUCGCCAGCAGGCUGAGGAAGCCAAGGUCAAGUUUGUCAAAAUCCUCGAGGCCUGGGAUGCGGAGCACGACAAAGAGAAAAGCAACAUGAGUAUGCAACGGAAGCGGGGUAAGGAAUCGGUCGCGGCGAAAGUGCGGGCCAACAUCACUCAGAUGCACAGCUGGGAGGACGUCUUCGCCUCACUUCGAGAAGCAGAGGAUCACUACAAAACCUCGAGCAAGUUCCGAAAGUUGUUCCGAAAGGGGGCAAGCAGGGCGGAGGCAGUGGGUCCCUUCCUGGAUCUGAUCCCAGACACGGACUAUACCUCCGUUGUCUGCGGGGGGAUCAAGUUCAUGUUAGGUGCUUGUUCGGCGGCGAACCGAUCGCGGGAGGAGAUUUUCGCCCUGGUUGAGCUAUUGCCCGAAAAGGUGGAGCAUGCAAGCCAGUAUGCCGAGUUGUACAGCUCAGAGCCAAUCCUUCAAACCGCUACCUGUCAACUUUACCUCAAGAUCCUGACCGCCAUGGAAGCUAUCAUCGAUUUCUGGACCAAGGACCGUUCAUUCGAGUUUCUGAAACCACUCUUCCUUCAACGCACAUACCGACCCCUUCAAGCCGAGCUCGACGAUGUGAAAAAGGCGUCGGAGACUGUCGAGCGCACAAUUCAAUUCUGCGAUCGGAAUCGAUUUAUUGAGAUUGCGGACCGGGUGCGAGGAACGCAGGGGACUGUUGCUGAGAUCAAAGCCGUGCUUAUAGAGUUCCUCACCCGGCAGUCGAUGAACACCAAAUGGUUCCAGGAAAUCCUGGUGCAAAUCUCACAGCACAAGGCGGAGUCUACCAAGCCCCGAGCACACAUAACUCCCGGAGAAAUCAUCCAAGCCCUGGAAGCGGCAUUCCCCUCGGUCCUGCCGUCUACGGACGAUAGCGAUGCAACGACCCACGGACCCCUGCAGCGAGUGCUCCAAGCCGGCUUCUCCAUGGCAGGACCGGACCAGCAACGGACGAGCUGGACGAUCUCCGACCCCAAAGUCCACAGGUGGUUCAAAUCCCGGCACUCGCGCGCGCUGGUCGUCCACGGAAACUGCGCCCUGCAACGGAUCAGCCCCCUUUCCUUCUUCUGCGCGCUGCUGAUCGAGAGCCUGCGGAGCCUCGGGCCCAUCGUCGUCUUGCACCACUUCUGCGGGUUGCACCCGCCGUCCGACCACCGCGACGUCGGGUCCGCGGGCUCCAUCGCGACGGCCGUGCUUCUGCAUCAGCUCCUGCGGCAGUGGACGUUCGGCGAACUCGAAUGUCUCGGCGUCGACGACGCCCAGGCGUUCCGGGGCGCGGUCUCGAACCUGACGCCGGACUUUCUCGUCUCGAUCUUGCGCAAACUGAUCAAAGCCCUCCCGCGCCGGCAGCCGGUCUUUCUGAUCCUCGACGGGAUCAAUUACUACGAGACGCGCGAAUUCGGCUGGGAGACGAAGCGCUUGGUUAAGAAGCUCGUCAAGCUGCUCGGGGCGGGAGGAGCGCUGUACAAAUUGCUGAUCACGAGUACCACCCGCGUGCUCGAUAUAGAUGAGUAUUUCGAGAAUGAUGAGAAAUUGUAUGUGCCCGUUGAACCGACCCCGCGGGGAGUGGGUGCUGCGAAUCAACAGCUAAAACGGAGAUUCACUUUUGGGCGGUCGACCAGGAGUCAAUAAGAUGAGGGCACAGUAGAAAGAAAAGUAACCAAAAAUCUCAGUAGGAACAUAAGUCUCCCAGCUGAAGGCUGCAAAUCGU